AUGGACGGCUAUCCACUUGCUUCUAUCCCGGCACUCACGCUCCACGAUGGCGUCAAACGCGAUGAACUCAAUGCCAGCGACAUCGUGACCGACUGGCUCGCAGCUCUAGAGAAGCGUCCUAAGAACGGUCUGUCUACUGACCUCGCGGACCUCUUUAUUGACGACUCCUGGUGGCGGGAUUUCACCGGUCUUUCAUGGGAUAUAGUGACAAAGCACGGUCUCAAAGACGUCGCAGAGUAUCUCACCAGCUCGACCACUGGAUUCGGACAGCUGGAUACCGUCAAAACCGGGGGUCUGCAACCCAGCUUGGUAGACAUGCACGGAGCUAUCUGGAUCCAGGGUGGAUUUACCUUCCGGACAAGUGAUGGCUCGGGCAUCGGUCUCGUUCGAUUGAUCAACGUGGACAAGUCUCAGUGGAAAGCAUGGACGGUUUUCACACAGCUUGAGAGGCUCAAUCAUCAGGACGAGCUUGACAGCCAACGACUACGCCAAUCCUACACCCAGACAAAACUUGGUCAGGGGGUGAAUGGAGAACAGAAGGUCGACCUUCAGGUCUUGAUCAUCGGUGCAGGACAAUCGGGUCUUAUGCUCGCUGCGCAGCUGAAGAACAUGGGCGUCAAAGCGUUGCUCGUCGACAAGCUCCUACGACUUGGGGAUCUGUGGCGGUCCAGAUACGAAACAGUUAGGACCCAUACACCAAUCUAUACCGACCACUAUCCCUUCCUCAAAUACCCCACCAACUGGCCGCGAUGGCUGGAGCAGGACAAGAUCGCCAGCUGGAUGGAACAUUACGGCCAAGUGAUGGGACUUGAAUACAUGCUCAGCACCACUGUGAACAAGAUCGACUACGACGAAGAGGUGCGCCGAUAUACUGUUGAGGUGGAGAAUGAGGACGGCAAACAAACCUUCCACCCUCGGCACCUUGUCCUGGCGACCGGCGUGUUCAGUCGUCACCCCAUCGAACCUGAGAUACCCGGCCGAGAUCUUUUCAAAGGAGAGGCGUACCAUGCAAUGCACCACAAAGCGGCACGUCUCACUCCUAACGUUGGCAACAAGCGCGUCGCUAUCAUCGGAUCCGGCACCAGCGCCCACGACAUCGCCCAGGACUUUGUCAACUCCGGAGCCAGGGAAGUGACCAUGAUCCAACGCAACGCUAUCUUCUCCCUGUCGGCCAAAGCGAUUGAAGACGCCUACUUUUCCUUCUGGAACACGCCCGGCAUAACGACCGAGGAGGCCGACACCAUCACCAACUCUUUCCCCAUUGCCGUCGCUCGGACACUCAACAUCGGACAGACGCAGAUGAUGCAGGAGCACGACAAGGAGCUGCUCCAGGGCUUGGAGAAGGCCGGGCUGAAGGUCAAGCACGCAAAGACAGCCGGGUACGGCUUUAUCGACCACCUCGUCGUCAAGACCGGCCACUUCUACAUCGACCAAGGCGCGAGCCAGAUGAUUGUGGACGGAAGAAUCAAGGUCAAGUCGUGCGCGGACGGUGUCAAGGAAUUCGUCAGAGACGGGAUCGUCCUCGCCGACGGGACCAAGGUGGACGCCGACCUGGUCAUUCUGGCGACGGGGUAUCAGAGAAACGUGCUGACCGUGGAGGAGUUGAUGGGGAAGAAGGUCGCCGAGCGGGUUGGCGAUCUGGGCUUUCUCAACGACGAGCAGGAGCGGAUUGGAUGGUGGCGACCCACCGGCUUCCCGGGCUUCUGGUACAUGACCGGCAGUUUCGUGUGGGCGCGACAGUUUUCGCCCGUCCUCGCCCUGCAGAUCAGCGCUGUCGAGCAGGGCCUGAACCCGGGGUACUGGGAGCAAACGGCGCGGAACAGCAGGGGUAUUGGCACCGUUGAAUACAGAGUCUAG
Molecule: messenger RNA, 1857 nt
Organism: Fonsecaea nubica
Lineage: Eukaryota; Fungi; Ascomycota; Eurotiomycetes; Chaetothyriales; Herpotrichiellaceae
Exons: 3
Coding region: 1-1857 (618 amino acids)
Molecular function (GO): monooxygenase activity; flavin adenine dinucleotide binding
Source: RefSeq, a predicted model, not a curated record